UCCGGCGCUGAGGGUUGAGCAGGAGGAGCCCGGAGCAGUCAGGGCGGCCGUCCUGCUCGGUGCCCGCCGACCCGCGCGCCGCCCGCACUAUGGCCGCCCCGCCGCAGCUGCGGACUCUGCUCCUUGCGAUCAACGCACUGUUGCGCAAGCGCCGCUACCACGCAGCGUUGUCCAUGCUUAAGGGCUUCCGGAACGGGGCUGUCUAUGGAGUCAAAAUCCGGGCCCCUCACGCACUGGUCAUGACCUUUCUCUUCCGGAGUGGCAGCCUCCGGGAGAAGCUGUGGGCUAUCCUGCAGGCCACGUACACUCACUCCCGGAACCUGGCCAGCUUUGUGUUCACUUACAAGGGUCUCUGCGCCCUGCAGUCCCACCUCCAGGGCGAGACCUACCAGGUGCACUCAUUCGUGGCUGCCUUCCUUGGGGGCGUCCUGGUGUUUGGAAACAACAAUAACAUCAACAGCCAGAUCAAUAUGUACCUGAUGUCACGCCUCCUGUUUGCCCUGUGCCGCCUGGGCGUGGGGAAGGGCUACAUCCCUGAGCCCAGGUGGGACCCGUUCCCGUUGUUCACCGGGCUACUGUGGGGGCUGGUCCUGUGGCUCUUCGAGUACCACCGGCCCACGCUGCAGCCCUCUCUGCAGUCCUCCAUGACCUACCUGUACGAGGACAGCAACGUGUGGCAUGACCUCUCGGACUUCCUCAUCUACAGCAAGAGGCGCCCCUCCGAGUAACUAGGCCCCAAGGUGCUCAUGGAGGCUCCCGCACCCAAGUCACCUCCGGCGGGCUCAGCUCGAGAUUGGCUCCAUCAGCGAAUCAUCCCAGGGGAUCCAGCCUUUUCAAGACCCGGGGUGCGAAUCAUCCCAGGGGAUCCGGCCUUUUCAAGACCCGGGGUCUCAGACUCUUUUAUUAGCCCAGGGUUCCAUUUGCCGAAGUGAAAGCACUGAUUUUCAGACCCCAUUAGGUACUCUUGAAUGGUGGAAUGAGCCGCCAGAUCAGGCUGAGGAGCCUUGGGCGCGGUGACAGCUGUGCCGCUGACUCUGUGAGACCAGGGAAAGUCACACCCCACCCUGAGCCUCAGAGGUCAUCGCACUCAGAGGAGGGCCCUGAAGUCUCUUUCUGGUGGGUAUGUUUUCCGACCGUUCUUCUGGAACAGAGGGCUCCUGGCUGGUGGGCAGUGGGUUGCAAAUGCGUUUUUAGAAAAUAUUCAGUUCCUCGUCUUAGGUAUUCUACUGGAGAAGCUCUAGCGUUUCCACUGUCCAAUAGAAACACGAUGUGAGUCAUAGACGUGAUUGAAAUUUUUUUAGUAGCCACAUUUUUUAAAAAGUGGAGGAAAUUCCCUGGCGGUCCAGUGGUUAGGACUCCGAGCUUUCACUGCCGAGGGCACGGGUUCAAUCCCUGGUUGGGGAACUAAGAUCCCACAAGUCGUGGGGUGUGGCCAAAAAAAAAAAAAGUGGGGAGGAAAGAAGCAGGUGAGAUAAACCUUAAUCAUAUCUUUUAACCCAGUAUUUCUAAAAUAUUAUCAUUUUAACAUGUAAUAAAUAUAAAAGUUACUGAGAUAUUUUACAUUCUUUUUUCUUGUAGUAAGUCAUCAAAAUCAGGUGUGUGUUUUACACUUACAGCAUUUCUCAAUUUCAAACAGCCGCAUUUCAAGUGCUUAUUAGUAGCCACAUGUGGCUACUGGCUACUGUUUUGGAUAGCACAGAUAUAGUAUACCCUCGCAGAAAAUUCUAGUGGACAGUGCAGAUAUAGAGCUAGAAGACGUGGGUUUGAGUCCCCACUCCACCACUGUGUAACCUUGGGGAAGGUUCUUCUCAGAGGCUCAGUUUCUAGUAAAAUGAGGAUAAUCAUAGUAAUACCUGGUGUCCACAUUGGACUUGUGUAACUACAGCGGCUGCUUCUACUAAUUACAUCCAUGUAGUGAGCUCCUACUUCCUCUUGGGUGCUUUGCACUAAUUAUUUUUAAUCCAUUCAAAGACCUUGCAGGUAUGUAUUUGGAUCUCCAUUUCACAGAUGUGGAAACUGAGAAUCAGAGAAGAGAAGUAACUUGCCCAAGGUAAUACAACUAAUAGUAUGACAGCCAAACCAGGGUUUGAACCCAGAUCUAUGUGAUUUCAAAGCUCAUGUUUUUUUCAGUGCCUUACUUUAAAUUUAGAAACCUAAACUAUGCUAUGCAAAUGUUAGCUAGUUAUAGGGGUGCAAACUCAAAUGCCUAUAGGGGCCUGGCAAGUGGCAUAAAUGAUAAUGUUCUGGGUGCUAUGCAUUUGGGAGUGACAGGGACGUGGGGAACUGGAGACUCGUGUGCCAGACUGAUUUUUGAAAACCACCAAGCUGGACAGAUCAAACAGGUCUCCAGGAGAUUUGGUCCAUGGACAACCAAUUUGAAUAGGCAUACUUUAAUCUCUUUUUAUAUUUUGAAAAUUACGGACUUCCCUGGUGGCUCAGUGGUUAAGAAUCCGCCUGCCAAUGCAGGGGACACAGGUUCGAGCCCUGGUCCAGGAAGAUCCCACAUGCAGCAGAGCAGCUAAGCCCGUGCACCACAACUACUGAGCCUGUGCUCUAGAGCCCGUGAGCCACAGCUACCGAGCCCAGGCGCCACAACUACUGAAGCCCACGUGCCUAGAGCCCCUGCUCCGCAACAAGAGAAGCCACCGCCAUGAGAAGUCCACGCACCGCAACUAGAGAAGGCCCUCGUGCAGCAAUGAAGACCCAACGCAGCCAAAAAUUAAUUAAUUAAUUUUAAAAAAAGAAAAAAGAAAAUCACUAGUAGAAAUAUCCACAUGAGUCACUGACCUUAUUAAAAUGCAGAUUCUGAUUCAGUGGGGUCGGGGUGGGGCCUGAGAUUUCUGUAUUUCUCACAGGCUCCUGGAUGAUUCCUGCUGCUGCUGUUCUGAGCUACACCUUGCAUAACAAGGUGGUAGGGAAUGAUAUGGGGCCAACCAGUAGCCCAUGUGACAAAGGAAGAAACUAAGUCACAGAGCUGUUAGGUCAUCGAGGUGGGAUUCGGUCUGAUUCUAACUGCGUGUUCUCAGGCACAGUGUUGUACUGAAGGCCUGGAGGAGGGGAUCUUGAAGUUUCUCUAGUUCACUCCGUGGAGGCUGAAUGAGAUCCCAAGGUUAUGUAUGGGGAGGGGAAAGGGUGGCCAUCAGCAAGUGGGCUUUGUCGCAGAUGCUGCGGUGCCCCACCCAUAUCCUGCCUAACUUACCACUUCAGUGCACACAAGCCACCCAACUGCCACCCUGAGUCUUUCUGCCUGAGGGCUCCUCACUUGCUCUUGGCACCUGCUUUGCCAGCCUACAGCAAACCUGCAGUGCUAGAGGAUUAACAUAUCCUGGGAGCAGCCCUCCACCAGUGACUGAUGACUACCCCCACUCCUGCACCCCUCACCCAGUUAUCACUGGGUGGGAUAACUGAGGUGCCUGCUCCACACUGGCUCCCAGAAUACCCCAGCAAGACUUGAGCUCUGGCUGCCCACAGUGGUCACUUGUGUGAUGACACUUCCUCCUUGUCUCCCUUCCUCAUGCCCCUACCAGCGCUUUGAACCACUUCCCACAGAAACCACUUGCACUCAAAUCCUUGUCUUGGGGUCUGCGAUUAGGGGAACCCAAACUAAAACUGGCCUCUGGUGCAGUGAGUUGAGAGACAGCACAAGUGGUGGUUAAGGACAUAAGCUUUGGAACCAGAGUGUCUGGGCUCAGUUCCAGCCUCGCUGGUCCCUUGCAAGUGACUUAACCAUUCUGGGCCUCCGUUUUGUCAUCUGUAAAAUAGGCAUUCUAAUAGCGCACACCUCAUAGGGUGGUCUGGAGGAUUAAAUGAUAUGAUAGCAUAUGAAGUAAGCACUCGAUAAAGGUUUGCUGUUAUUUCCAACAUAUCAACCAAAUGUAAAAGAAAGCAUGGCCCUGAGGACUGCAGACACCCUGCUUUUUUAGCCUGUCCUACCCCACCCUCAGCUGAAGGUAAAAGCCUUGGCUGCCUGCCCUCCUGACAUCCCCCCACUGCCGCUGGGGGUUGGCCAGCUCCACUACCCACUGUCUCUGCUCUGUAAGAAUAGGUUCCCCUCACAGAUGGCAUCUCUCUGGAUCCUGCCAAAGCAUCUGGUGCCUCCAACUGCUCACUCCAGGGGGGAGGCGGUGUGGUCCUUGUGCAGGCGCAGAGCCCGGGCUCCUAGGAGGAGUCCCCACUCAGCUCCCUCCUAGCCAAGCCUCCAUUUCUGCAAGACCUGGAAAAUGGGGAUUGCCGGAGAGCUCUUGGCACACAGUACAUGCUCCAUAAAUGCUAGUUCCUGAAACAGCACAGUGUUUUAACGUAUUUAUUAAGCACCUGCUACAUUCCUAUGAGGUCUCUUGACAAUGCAAAGCUGUAAACAAAAUUUUUUAUUCAAUAAUGCAUACACAUAGUGCAAAACUUAAGUGGUACAAAAAGUGUGUAACAGGGAAGAAUCAAGUUCCCCCUGCACCCCAGCUCCACCUACCUGCCUCCACCCCAGCCAGGGGUGCCACCUGUCAGCACUUUCUAGUGCAGCCUUCGUGAGACAUUCUCUGCACAACCACCCAUCUCUGUCUUAUAAGAAACUUGUACAUUGCACUGUCAUCUCAGGAACCCUUUGACAUUUCCUCCUUGUCCUCUGCAUGUUUGGUUUCUCUUUGAUCAAUAAUCUGACAUGAAAGUGAGUCCUGGACUUCCCUGGCGGUCCAGUGGUUAGGACUCUGUGCUUUCACUGCCAAGGGCAUGGGUUCAAUCCCUGGUCGGGGAACUAAGAUCCUGCAAGCCGCGUGGCCCAAAAAAGAAAAAAGUCAAUGUUAGUAUCAUUAAAAAAAAAAAAAGUGAGUCCUUUGAGCCAAUUCCCGCCCCCCACAGCUCCACCCUCCAGUCCCCAAAUAUCUUGGGCAGAUCAGCAUGAACCACCCUAGGUGUCCCGAGCCUUGUCGUAGAUGAUGCCCAACACUCAGGUCCACAGAACUCCAAGUGAAAGGGGAAGCACAACAUCGAAGUGAAUUUGGGGCCCUUCUGCUGCUCCACUCCCAAAUCAGAGGUCAUUCAGGGAACCCAUGUGAGAGCGAUGAUUCACAGGCCGAGGCGCCAAGAAUCCGCCUCCUGUGAUGCUCGCGGCUCCCGCCUUCCACUUCGCAGGCUCCAGAAAGGAUCCUGGAGAUGGCGUUUCUGUCCACAUUGUUCGCUUCUCCCACUCCCUUGAGUGUGUUUUGUGUUUAUGAGAAUCAGUCUUUAAACCUGACACCCUCCUAAACCAGUGCCCCACCUCCUGGAGCCAACAGUCUGUGACUUCAGAUGGGUUGCUUUCUGUGACAAGUUAGAGGGUUUUUAUAAAAAGAAAUGUUACGUUUUUUCCUCCCCUUGUCUUGUUCCAGAUUCAUAGGGAUGUGGGGUGUCUUCUUUCAGCCUUGAAAAGCAUUUUGGGUGAGAGGGUGUUAACUUUAACCAGAGGCCUCCUACAGGACUCACCCUUGGGAGCUGGAGGCUGCAGGGGUCCAGCUGGAGGACAGAGGGAAAGCUGGGCUGUCUUCUGACUACUGCUUUUAGAGAGGGUGCCCUGCUUUCUGUUACAGGCCUGUGUGCUCAUGAUUUCAUAAAUAAGACGGGGCCAGGCCGCACUGAAAUGCAGGUCGUGGGGUCUCUGUCAGAAACCUUGCUCCCCCUGCUUUUCUGGGCUCCCCCUUCAGCCUCUCCUCGUGGGCUGGACAUCAGCUAAGAGAGGGAUCAAGGUCAGACCACGUCAGCUCUUUUUUUUGGCCACGCCACGCGGCUUGCAGGAUCUUAGUUCCCUGACCAGAGAUCGAACCUGGGCCCCUGGCAGUGGAAGCGAGGAGUCCUAACCACUGGACCACCAGGAAAUUCCCCACAUCAACUCUUUUUUUUUUUAUAAAUUUAUUUAUUUUAUUUAUUUUUGGCUGCGUUGGGUCUUUGUUGCUGCGCGUGGGCUUUCUCUAGUUGCGGCGAGCGGGGGCUGCUCUUCAUUGUGUGCGCGGGCUUCUCACUGCAGUGGCUUUUCUUGUUGCGGAGCACGGGCUCUAGGCAUGCGGGCUCAGUAGUUAUGGCUCACGGGCUCUAGAGCGCAGGCUCAGUAGUUGUGGCACGUGGGGUCAGUAGUUGUGGUGCACGGGCUUAGUUGCUCCGCGACAUGUGGGAUCUUCCCGGACCAGGGCUCGAAUCCGUGUUCCCUGCACUGGCAGGCGGAUUCUUAACCACUGCGCCACCAGGGAAGCCCUCAACUCUUUUAAGACACUCCUUUUUAGGGUGUCUUUUUUAUGUGGGUCAUGAACCCUUUUGGCAUCUGGUGAAGCCUAUGGACCCUUCUCAAGAAUGGUGUUUUUAAAACCCAUAAAAUAAAAUAGGAUUACAAAAGACAACAAUUAUAUUGAAUAUUGAAAUAAUUAUCAAAAUAUUUUUUAAAUUUGUGAUUUAAUAAUGUAUGUUCUUUUUCUAAAUAUUUUUAAAUAUUUAUUUAUUACUUACUUUGGCUGCACCAGGUCUUAGUUGCAGCAUGCAGGGUCUUUAGUUGUGCCAUGCAGACUCUUAGUUGCAGCAUGUGGGAUCUAGUUCCCAGACCAGGGAUCGAACCCGGGCCCCCGGAAUUGGGAACACAGAGUCUUACCCACUGGACCACCAGGGAAGUCCCUUGUAAUGUGUGUUCUUUUUUAACACAUUAGAUAACAAGAUCUAGUGGCAGGUCGAAAACUACCAAGAUUUCACAGGUGCAAUAAGCAUAAAUAGUAUCUCAAGAUCCCUGCGGCAGCUGUGAUAUGGAAAUCACAUAAUGAUAUGGAAGCUGUGAUUUCUCUUGGAGGUAAAGUCCCAGGUUGCUGCUAAUUGGCCUCUGGUUUGUUGCCUACAUUUAAAAUUGAAGGAAAUGUUACAUUUCAAUUAGAGACUAGUGAAAAUAUAGGUGUAAUUUUUUUUCCUGUCCAAGUUCAUGGAACUUGGGUUCAUGGAUCACAGAUUCAGAACGCCUGCUUGAGAGUGACCCUCCCAGCCUGCCCCUGUGGCAGCUGACAUUGUUUACCAAGCCCUGAGCACAGGAAUAGUAAAAAUAAUAGCUAAUAUUGGGUGAGUUCUUGCUAGGUACUAGGUACCUGGUGAUAUUGGAGGCUAGGACGGAUUGAUUGAUUUUUGGCUGCACGCGGGCUUUCUCUAGUUGUGGCGAGCGGGGGCUACUCUUUGUUAUGGUGCACGAGCUUCUCAUUACGGUGGCUUCUCUUGUUGCGGAGCACGGGCUCUAGGCGCACGAACUUCAUUUGUUGCAGCAUGCGGGCUCAGUAGUUGCGGUGCACAGGCUUAGUUACUCCGCAGCAUGUGGGAUUUUCCUGGACCAGGGAUCAAGCCCGUGUCCCCUGUAUUGGCAGGCGGAUUCUUAACCACGGCGCCACCAGGGAAGUCCAGGGAGGCUAGGAUUUAGCAAUGAAAGAAGCCAGUUCCUGCUCACGUGGGGCUUACCGUCCAGGGAGGGAAGACUGACAAAUGAAUAUACAGAUGUGGUCAUUUCAGAGUGGUAGAUGCCAGGAAGUCAGUAGUACAGGCACUGUAAUAGAGUGACUUGGGAGGAGAACGGCAGGGUCUGUUUUCCAGGGAAGGCCUCUCUGAGGAGGUGCUGUUUGCUCUGAGACCCAAAUGAUGAGGAGAGAGCCAUGCAAAGAUGUAGAGGAAAGGUGUACCCUGCAGAGGAUCUGCCAAGUGCACAGGCCCUGAGAGGGGAACAGCUGACAGCAUCCCAGGGCCUGGCAGGAGGUCUGCGUGGCUGGGACAGAGUGCCAGGCGGGGGCUCACUGGAGUGUUGGAGAUGGAGUCCCGGAGGCUGGUUGGGCCCAUCAGGCAGGCUUCGUGGGUCAGAGUGAGGGCUUUGGGUUUUCUUCUAAGUGUGACAGGCAGCCUUUGAGCAGGUUUAAGCAGGAGAGUGAUGUGAUAUGAUUUACAUUUCGGAAAGAUCCUUUGAGCUGUGUGUGGAGAACAGAAUGUAGGGGGCCAGGCUGCCAGCAAGGAUCCAGUGAGGAAGCCAGGCAGUGGUCCUGGUGAGAGAGCAUGGCAGCCUGGACCAGGUUUGGGGGGGGCCGCGGGGUGGAGAGAAGUGGGCACAUCUGGGGUGUCAUUUGGAGAGCACCUCAGUGGCCCAGGGCUUUUGGGUGGGGGGAUGAGAGAGAGGGGUAUAGCAAAUGACCCCCACCCAGCUGAGAAACAGGCCCUGACCUUGCCCCCCCUCGCCUCCGCAGCCCCCUGCGGCCCUCCACUGCCCCUCUGGGGUCGGCCACCCGCCCACCGGGCCCCUGGCAUGCGAGCUUCCCAGCUGGUCCCGAUUGUUGUUACUCCCCAGGGAGUCAUGGGAACACAGUCCCCCUGCCCCCUCUGCCCCCCUCUUCCCAGACAGGCCCAGGCCCUAACAAUGCCCCUCAGCCAGCCAGUGGCCUGGACACAAUGCCCCUGUUUCGGUUCAUCGCCAGCUCCAGGAGGCCUGCUGGGUUUCCUGGCCUGUUUGGCACAUACAUAACUCUGGCUUCCAGCAGGGAUUUUUUUUGUUGUUGUUUUAAAAAAAAAAAAAAAAAAAAGGGAGAGAGAAUAUCUCUGGCUCCUGCUCUCUGAAUAUCUUAAUAUAUGAUAAAAAGCCUUUCUCUUCUCAUCCUGAGCUCUCCCUACUCCCCUCCCUGACCGCAUUUGCCAUGUGCCUGUCACCCCGGAGGCCAAAUGCAGGUCAGCAGGUGUCAGAGAGAAAACGAGAAAAAGAAAGAAAAGCGGCUCACUCCACCAUGGCCAGCCUCAAAUGUGCUGGUGAGGCUGGAGGUGAUGAGAACAAUGAGGGCCUCUGACGGGGCAGGCCCGGCCCUGCGCUCUUCAUUCACCUUAUCUCCUGACUUCUAAGACGCCAUCCAAGAUGAGGCACAGUGUUAUCUUGAGCCCCUAAGAAAGAAAAGAGCUGCCGACUAAAAAUGGACAUGCCACUGAUUGUGUGAUGCCCUUCAAUUUCAGAGAUGUUAAAUAUGAAAAAAAAAGUCAGAGAGGGGACUUCCCUGGCGGUCCAGUGGUUAAGACUCUGUGCUUCCAUUGCAGGGGGCACGGGUUCGAUCCCUGGUCGGGGAACUAAGAUUCCUGAAUGCUGCAUGGUGCAGCCAAAAAAAUUUAAAAAUUAACUAAUUAAAAAAAAAAGUCUGAGGAUCAGUGGAAUAUGGGAUUGUCUCAUCUACCCACUUCAUUGCCCUCCAAAUGUACUUUCCUUCUUGCCUUUGAACCUAAUAGAGUUUGGGAGGCAGUGCAGGGAUUGCUGCUUGAAAACUCUCCUGUUCUGCAGCCUAACAAGAAUUUUUUUCUUUUCUCUUUUGGAAAAAUCGGGAGGAGAUGUAGGCAAGCUGCUCCAGUGAUUCAUCUUUCAUUCUUAGUAACAGCUGACAUUUAUUGAGGGCUCUCUAUGUGCCAGCUACUGCCCUAAGCACUGUAAUAACUCAGUUAAUGUCCCAACAACCCUAUCAGGUAAACACUGUUAUCAUUAUUAUUACCAUCCCCAUUUUACAGAUGAAAAAACAGAGCCCCUGUGCUCUAAGGGCUCCCCACCCCCUCACUUCCACGCCGGUCAGGGCAGGCAUAGCCACCGUGUCUGGUUUUCUCCCCUCUCCUUGGAAAAGCAUAAUCUCUCCGCAGAGGCUGGAGUGAUGGAGAGAAGGGAAGAGGCACUGGGCGAGCCUUGGAGAGGAGAGGGGUCCCCAGAGCGUGAGCUCAUGGAAUAAUGGGGGCUCGAGGGAAAGGAGGCUCGCCUAUCAACCAGAGGCCUAUCCACUUCCAUUGACCUUGGACCUUCUGGCCCACCCCCACUGAACAUAUGGACCAGCUAAUGGCCGAGGACUUGGCCAAGGCCACACAGCCAGGCAGCUGCUGGCUGGCACUAAGCCCUGUGAACACCCACUUUCCCUACUCUGCCACGUCCAUAUCUUCUCUUUAGCUACCCACAAAGCAGAGGAGCUGUGCUGCUGCUGUAAUGAUGUCACUAAUAGUAGUUAACAUUUAUUGGCUGCUUACUCUGUUCCAGGCACAGGCAUCAGGGAUUGCAAACCCAGGUACCCAGAAUGGCAGGGCAAGUAAGGUCACCGAGUGAGGCAAGCCAGGCAGGGACGCUUGUGGCCUGGAGGGUCAAGGCUCUGGCUAAAUGGGGGACAGCAACUGCUCAGCACCCUGAUGGCCUGCGUGGUAUUGCCAGAUAUUACUGGGUUUUUGUUAAGGCCAGAUAUUUGAAUUUUUAUAUAGCAUUUCCCAAUUAAAAUUUUUUUAAACUAAUUCAUAAUUCAGGAAAAAAAUAAUCUGGGUAAAUUAAAUCAUACCUGUGGGCCAGUUUGCAAACUCUGCUUGUCUUGUUUCUCAUUCUGUCAAGGAGCCUUUGCCCCUUGUUCCAUGGAUGAGGCAAGCAAAGGUCUUCAGUGGGGUAAAUCACUUACCCAUCUGGCCAAGCCACAUGGUUGGGGUCUGCCUGACUCCCAAGGCUUGCUCCCAUGUUAGACGGCCUCCCGAAUGGGUAAGAGGCCUGUGCUCAGACACAGCCAGAACUGGCACAGUGACAGACACAGCCAGAACUGGCACAGUGACGGUUUACUCCAGGGACGGUAAACCGUCAGUCAAACAAUUCAGUGUAGUGACAAGGGAUCAUUCAAGAUGAAUGUAACGUUGCAGACAUAAAACUCCCCACCUCCUUCUGCCAGAACUCAACAAUGGAUGCUUCUGUGCCCCUUAAUAAAAUUAAGUCACGACAGAAUCAUUUCUCCUUAUAACGGGAUGUUCAUGUUUGGAGAUUUUUUUUUUAAGCUAUGAAUGUACGUUUAGGGGAGGUGGUGUAUGUGGAAUAAAUAGCUUUGAAUUA
Balaenoptera ricei (Rice's whale) is the source of this 10837-nucleotide messenger RNA. RefSeq names its product peroxisomal membrane protein 4 (gene PXMP4). Lineage: Eukaryota; Metazoa; Chordata; Mammalia; Artiodactyla; Balaenopteridae. The record is from RefSeq and is a predicted model, not a curated record. Bases 90 to 728 code for a protein of 212 amino acids. The transcript has 4 exons. Gene Ontology annotation, cellular component: peroxisomal membrane.